Molecule: messenger RNA, 1107 nt
Organism: Amborella trichopoda
Lineage: Eukaryota; Viridiplantae; Streptophyta; Magnoliopsida; Amborellales; Amborellaceae
Product: fatty acid desaturase 4, chloroplastic
Source: RefSeq, a predicted model, not a curated record
AUGCCCUUCCAUUCCUCAUCCCUCUCUUUCUCUCUCUAAAACCUUGGGUUUUUCCUCUCUCUCUAAAAAUGGCUGCCCUAACCCAGCAAUUCCAGCCAAGCCCCACCCACACUCUUCGUAAGCGUGCUGCCGCCACCGCCACCGCCACCGCCACCGCCACCGCCACCGCCACCGCCACCGCCACCACUACCACCACCCACCGCCGCUGCGUAGCCACUCUACAUGUUCCUCAAGUGCCAACCUCCGCUGCUCCGCUCAGCUCCAAUGUUCUUCGGCAAACUCUCGAUGACCCAAGUCUGAAGUCGACGUGGAGCCACCGAGCAUGGGUGGCUUGUGGGUGCACCACCAUUGCCUUCACCCUAGCCAAGUCCAUGGCCAUGGCUGCAGUCUCGAGCUCGUGGCUAGAGCCCGCAGGGGCUGGCACCCUUGGCUACUUUGUGGCUGACCUCGCAACCGGCAUUUAUCACUGGGCCAUCGAUAACUAUGGAGACGCCUCGACCCCAGUGUUUGGCUCCCAAAUUGAUGCCUUUCAGGGCCACCACAAGUGGCCGUGGACGAUAACCCGAAGGCAAUUUGCAAACAACCUCCAUGCACUAGCUCGUGCCACCACCAUAACUCUUUUGCCGCUUGAUUUGUUGCCUCUAGACAUGGGACUCGAAGCAUUUGUGAGUGUUUGUGCAGGAUGUAUCAUGUUUAGCCAACAGUUUCAUGCUUGGGCUCACACGCCAAAGAGCCGGUUGUCAUCGAUCGUCAUCGUCUUACAAGAUGCAGGCCUGUUGGUGUCGCGCUCCAAGCACGCGGCGCACCACCGCACGCCUUACAAUAACAACUAUUGUAUAGUGAGUGGUGUGUGGAAUGGCGCUUUGGAUGAGGCCAGGUUCUUUGAGGCAUUGGAGAUGGUAGUGUUUUUCAGGUUUGGGGUUCGGCCACGGUCAUGGAAUGAGCCUGGUUCGGACUGGAAGGAAGAGGGAGACCCUGACUCCUCUUCUUAAAGCAUAGAACCUGCUCUCAGAGAGAGAGAGAGAUUACUCCAAAAACCUUUAGCUUUAGGAAUUUUAAUAUGGUUGUGGAUUCCAUGAUUCUUUUGUGGCAUUAUGAUAUACUGAA